AUGUCUUUAAUUGUUUGCGCGAUUGUGCAUCUUUGGUUUUCGCCCUGCCGCGGUGUUGGAGUUCCACGGCGGGGCGGGCUGAGGACUGCGGCGGCCAUGUCCGAGGAGCACAGGGUUGAAAUGGUUGGCGUCAAGCGGCCGCGUCCUCCGCCAGUCACCUCCGGCAUUGCCCCGAAGGAGGACUCCGUGGAGGACAACGCGCGUGGUAGCCCCAAAACACCGCUGCCGGUGGCGCGGAAGUCGGCGAUGUGUUCGCCCGUCGGCUCCGUCGGCCACGGCGCACAGGGCACCACCCCCGGCACCCCAACCGGGCCGCCGCUCAUUGGGGGAGUUCAGGGCUGCAGCCGCAUCGCCAAGUGGAGCUCCCUGAUUGGCGACGCCCUCAUGCAGGGAAGAGCAAAGGGUGAGGAGCCCGUGGUCCGUGCCGUGGCGUCGCGCAUUGCAACGGCGAUCCCCGGGGAUCGUUCCGCGGCGGCGGACGGCUUCCGCGUGCUGUUGGUGAAUUUAAGGGACGAGAAGAACACCAAACUUCGCGAGGACAUUGUUGAGGGGCGACUGCCGGUGGAGGUGCUGGUGCACAUGUCAGAGAGAGACUUACUAAACCCUGAGGCGAAGAAAAACCAAGAGGCGGCGUUUUUGGAGCGGAGCAAGGACACCGACCUAACUGAAAUACGGAGGGCCACGGCCACCAAGUCGACGCUGUUUCCCUGUCCCUCCUGCAAGGCGAGGGAUUGCUCGUGGACACAGAAGCAGACACGCUCCGCGGAUGAACCCAUGACUGUCUUCUGUGUCUGUAAUGUUUGUGAGCACAAGUGGAGACGCUACUGA
Molecule: messenger RNA, 828 nt
Organism: Trypanosoma conorhini
Lineage: Eukaryota; Euglenozoa; Kinetoplastea; Trypanosomatida; Trypanosomatidae
Product: transcription elongation factor
Exons: 1
Coding region: 1-828 (275 amino acids)
Biological process (GO): termination of RNA polymerase III transcription; DNA-templated transcription
Cellular component (GO): RNA polymerase III complex
Molecular function (GO): nucleic acid binding; DNA-directed RNA polymerase activity; zinc ion binding
Source: RefSeq, a predicted model, not a curated record